Saccharomycodes ludwigii is the source of this 1563-nucleotide messenger RNA. RefSeq names its product rRNA-processing protein PWP1 (gene PWP1). Gene Ontology annotation, molecular function: protein binding. The transcript has a single exon. Gene Ontology annotation, cellular component: nucleus. The coding region runs from base 1 to 1563 and encodes 520 amino acids. The record is from RefSeq and is a predicted model, not a curated record. Lineage: Eukaryota; Fungi; Ascomycota; Saccharomycetes; Saccharomycodales; Saccharomycodaceae. Gene Ontology annotation, biological process: rRNA processing.
AUGAUCUCCUCAACAUGUUGGGUCCCUCAGGGGUUUGCUAGUAACUUUCCUGAACGUUAUGAAUUAAACGAUGAAGAAAUGGAUAGAAUCAAUAAGAUGGCUGAGCAACUAAAUUUAAAUGAUGAUUUCACCAAGAAACAUGAAAUUGAAUCUGAUGGAAAAAAGGAAGAAAAAAUUUUAUACAACAACGAUGAAGAUUUAAAAAAAUACGAUCUAGAUCAUUAUGAUGACGAUGAAAAAGUAGCUACUACAGAAGUAAAUCCUAAUUUUGAUGCCUCUAUACUUCCUGGACUAACUACAGUUGAGGAAAAUGGUGAACAUUACUUAGAAUUGCCAGAUUCUCAUGAAGAAACUAAUGAAGAAGUGAACGAAGAAGCCUUGACUUUGGAACAAGAUGAAGAAAAGGAGGAAUUACAGAUUUACCCUACAGACAAUUUGGUCUUAGCCACAAGAACAGAAACAGAAGGUGAUCUAUCAUUUUUGGAUGUUUAUGUUUACGAUGAUGGUGAUGAAAAUGAUGGGUUCGUUCGUGAAAGUUCCUUAUACGUUCACCAUGAUUUAAUGUUGCCAGCCUUUCCAUUGUGUGUAGAAUGGAUUAAUUUUACUCCGAAUCGUGGCAAUCUUACCAAUACUGAUAAUAGGGGUAAUUUUGCCGCUGUAGGUACCUUUGAUCCUAAUAUUGAAAUAUGGAAUUUGGACUGUGUUGAUAAGGCCUUCCCAGAUGCAAUCUUGCAGGGGCAUAAGGAUGCAGUUUUAUCUUUAGCCCAUAAUCACGAACAUCGUAAUGUUUUGGCCUCUGCUUCUGCUGAUUCUACACUUAAAUUAUGGGAUUUAAAUAGCACAAAGGCUCCAGUUUCGAGUUUAAAUAAAAUACAUGGUAAAAAAAAAGUUUCCUCUUGCGAAUGGUAUGACUUUGCAUUGUUGUCUUCUGGUUAUGAUUCGAGACUGGCAAUUACCGAUGUUCGUUCUACCGAGUCCAAAUAUUUUAAUAUUGGUAAUGGGGAAGAAAUUGAGGUUGCGAAAUUUUCCAAUGAUUACUCAAAUAUAUUAUGUGGUACAGAUAGCGGAAAUGUUUACUGCUUUGACAUAAAAAAUGCAAAUAAACCAUUAUGGACACUAAAUGCACACGAAGGUAGUAUAACAUCCUUGAAUGUCAACACUCAGAUUGAAAACUUGUUUGUUACCACUGCCAUGGGAGAUAAAGUAGUUAAAGUCUGGAAUAACGAUAAUGGUGUGCCAAAGAUGGUUUUAAAUCGUAAUUUUGGUGUGGGUAACGUUUUAACAUCUUCUUUUGCGCCGGAUUUUGAGGUUUCUGGUAAUCUAGUUGUCGGAGGUGUUUCUGGUAAUUUACAACUAUGGGAUGCCUUUAGUAAUAAAUCUGUUAAAAAAGCGUUUAGAAAUGAGUUAAAUAAAUUAGAAAAAGAGGCUAUUUCUAAUAAUUAUAAGAAAUUUGCUAGGAAAUAUAAAGGCGAUAAGACUCAAGAGGUUUUACUAACUGCGGAGGGUCUAAAUGGGAAUGACGACGAUGAGGAAGAAGAGGAAGAGCAAUGGGAAGAUAUGUAA